Messenger RNA from Serendipita indica DSM 11827, 3153 nucleotides. The record is from the annotation of a GenBank genome assembly. NCBI's taxonomy places the organism in Eukaryota, Fungi, Basidiomycota, Agaricomycetes, Sebacinales, Serendipitaceae.
AUGGCCACGCUCAUUCGCGAAGAGCGGAAAGUCACAGCACAAGAGAAUUCAACGACACGAGAUGCGAACGAACUUGCUGCAUCAAUUCCGACGCCCUUUCCGCGUAUAGAGCGCGUUGCGGCAGACGCACAAACACAACCUACAAUAUCCAAACCAGCACAAUCUGCAUCUAAUAUUACCAAAGAUGAUAUCCACAGUGGUGUAGCGACGACUAGUCACAAGCCAUCACACGAACAAAAAACAUCAAACCUCCUCCCGUCAAUUUCACAACUCGAGCACUCGUGCCUCCUCACUCUGAACACGCUUCUUUCCUCUUCCCGUCCGCAAUUCGAAUGGACACCUAUCAUUCCACCGCGAAGACAUUCCAUGCCUAGUCCCUCGACGGUGCACCCGACUGCCUCUGGAUUCCUGGACCAUCAUGAUCCAUUCAACGAUCGCACAGGAAACGAAACGGCGAUUCAAACGCUCUUAGGGAACCUUCGAAACCUUGCAGGAGAAGAAGAAGGCAUGAUCGAACUACACACGGAGCAGCAGGAUGGCCCUUCAGUGCUCAGGGAGCUCCAAUCUCGCGUGCAUACAUUGUCAACUACCAUGAGCGAGUCAGAAGCGCAACUAUCACGAUCCCUCGUCUCGCUUCUCGUUCACGUCGAACGUCUGAAGCAGCUCAAGCCGCUCUGGGUGCAAAACAAGGGAGUUCAACCUCCACUCGUCGAAAAUGGAUCCAUACCGUCGAGCGUGUAUGAUGAUCUCAAUAGGCAAGUGAGCACGCUCAAGGCUCAACGGGCCGACACGGAGGAUGUCGACUCAAGGGAGAAUGCGUCGAGUACGCAAGAGGAGACGGAAGCUGCGCUUCUGUGGUCGCGAAUCGAUGAGGAUCUCGAGACGGUCUCGCGCUUGUGCAGGCGGCGUAUGCGUGCAUUGGACCCAUUUCUUGACGACGCUAGCUAUGUCGAGCGGGAUCGACAUGGGGAUACGGCCUUACCACCCGAAUAUGACCACGCAGAUUUUGAGCUGCCUCAGUACCGCAUGUCGCAUGAUCUUCAUCUUGAUGAGAAGCACAAGGAAAAGCGGCUAGAGCAAGCUCAGCAUACGCGACUCAGCACGACCGGAAGUGUGCAAGACGAAAAGAUGAGACUCGACUUUGAGAGCGUUAUGAUGGCCAUUGACAGGAUGUACAUCGUGGCGCCUCAACUGCACAAUCAACGAGUCGAGUUAAAAAAGACGAAGGCAGAGCAGCUGGAGCGAGCUUCGAAAGCCGCAGAGGCAGCUGCGAUCGCUGGCACGAGCUCCCAGCACGUGCCGAGUGCUCAGCGGAGUCGAAGUGGGAGUGGUGCAGAAGAACCGCGUGUCAAGGGUAAAGGAAAAGUACGGAGCGAGGAGCAAGAGUUGGAUAGUAUGCUCAGUCUUAUUGGCAAAGCUUCAUCCCGGAGAAUGAACGAUCAAGCAGUUGUCCUUUCGGAUGACCUGAAGCUACGACUGCAACGAGCGAGAAUGGAGGAUGAUGAAAAGAGACGACAGUUCGUCGAGCAGCUUGUGUCCCACUCGGACGCGGGUAGACUGCACAACCAGGAUGCAGUGCUGAUGCCAGCGGGUCAACGAAUAAAGGACCCCGAGGUUCUUUUGACGUUACCAGAGUUUAUUCGAGAAGCCGUUCCCCCUGGUUUGCAGGGCGAUCGAACCGACGACCCAAACGCUCUUUUGACACUCCCCGAGUUUGUCAAGGAAUCACAACGCACAGAAUCGCAAAAGAUGGCGCAAAGUCAAAGCGAGGACCCGCCCUCCAAGUCUUCUGCAAUUAAGCGAAAGGAAUCGAAGCCACGACUAAAGCCACGUAGUAAAAGUUUCUCGAACGCUGCUGGUGCGGGUGCUUGGAUUUUGGGCAAGCCUUGGUCACGCCAGAUGCCUCCACCGCCAACGUCGUCACAGACUGCAGCGACUUCACCGUCACAAGUUGGUCUCAGCAUCUCUUUCGUCGCGGAACAUCAGGAAACAUUGAACGUCGUCAUCUUGCUCUUCAAGAUUACAAAUUCCACGGGCACGCCUAGUCAGAUUGUGCUCGAAGUGGUACCCAGCUCUAGCGGUGCAUCCGACGAGGGCAAUUUACUGACUGGUGACCAAUUCCUGGUCAAGCAAAACGCGAGCUGGUCUCCUCCACUCCACCUACCAGCGCGUGUCCUCGCGGGAAAGCAUAUCAUCACACCCAUGGGAGAGCACUAUGAGAUCAAAUUACCCACUCCUCCGCAGUCUCUGGAUGCGAUUCAGAUCGCCUCAUCUGUUCCACUGAUGGAUGCCGCGCAGCUUCGAUCCAUCAGUCCGAGCUCGUUUGUUUGCUCGUCUUGUUCGCUACCGCUCGUCCACACGUCGGAUGACAGUACCGGCUCGCUACAAUAUCGCGACUUGCCGAGUGAUUAUUGGACGGAGCUGGUGGAUGCGUGGGUCUGCCAUCAUGACCAGGCCCUUUCGAAGCGGGUCUCCGAAGCUGCUCAAGAGGGAUUCUGGCCUCGACGGCAGGAAUGUUUGAUCGGCGGAAGCUAUUAUCUCUUAGAGGAGAGCGCGACCAUCAUAACGAAUCUUAGGUCGUCCAAAGAGGUGAAGACUACCGACGAUUGGAUGCGUGUACAGUGUAUUUGUGGAGCAGCAGUCGGUCGAUGCCAGUUGUCGCCGCUCACCGAGACGAUAGUCUACCGCUUUCCAAAGUAUGCAACUCGACCGGUCUCUGCAAACGCGAGACCGUUGCGGAUCCCACUCUCAGCAUAUGUCGUAGAAGAUAUGGUGGAACUAUCGCAAGUACACGGGGCUUAUCGGUUUGUAAUAUGUGAUGAAGAAGAAGAAAAGGCGCGGUUGCUGAUUUGGGUGUUCAAACCGACGAUGAAGUUGUCAUAUUCUGCACCAAAUGUUUCCCUCAUUCCGCGAUCCGGAUCGGUUGUUGCCGCAAAGAUACUGUUCAAGGUGGUUGGUCUCGGCAGCGGCAUUCCAUUUGAUGCAAAAAGCACGUUGGAGAAGCAUCCCAACUUUUCACAUGCGGAACAACUCUCGUAUCCUCUGGAUAUCUGUCGACGACUUGCUGGCCUUUUGAGAGAGAGUCACUCGACAUAUCCGUCGAAUCGGAGGACGAUGAGUGGACUAGACGCAGGAUGGCUGCAACGUUGGUGA